AUGCCCCACGCAGAGAAAGCAACCAUGGGAGAGGUAACUGUCAACGGUGAAAAGCUCCAUCACUCGCAGUUCCUGGAUCACCUCACCUCCUAUCCCAUCAUCUCCGACUCCAUCGCAACCUUCAAGAGCAACAAGUAUGGCGCCAAGUCGCUGCACUACGCAGACCAAGGAUACACCCGUCUAGCCAAGCCCGUCCUACCCUAUCUAUCCAAGCCAUAUAGCUAUGUGUCACCGUACCUGGCCAGAGCGGAUACUUUGGGCGACAAGGGGCUGUCUCGGAUUGACAUGCGGUUCCCCAUCAUCAGGGAGGAUACGGAAAAAUUGAGGACUACGAUUUAUGAGGGUGCGCAGGGGUCCGUUCGCAUUGUGGUCGAUGCGAAGGGUCACAUUGUCGAGCUUUACGGGUCUGAGUAUAAGAAAUGUGGUGGGGAUGGGUAUGUUGCGAGCGGCAAGGCCGUUAUCACUACCGGACUUAUCUUGUCACAAGAGUCGUUGGCCUAUGUUAGCUCUUUGUUGCAGACGAAGAAGGAGCAGGCUAAGGAUGCUGUGCAAGAGAAGGACAAGUCGAAUACUGAGUGA
Aspergillus chevalieri is the source of this 579-nucleotide messenger RNA. Its product is annotated as putative pathogenesis associated protein Cap20. Lineage: Eukaryota; Fungi; Ascomycota; Eurotiomycetes; Eurotiales; Aspergillaceae. The record is from RefSeq and is a predicted model, not a curated record. The transcript has 2 exons. Bases 1 to 579 code for a protein of 192 amino acids.